CCGCGCUGAUCCGUGAUGACGCGCGGCGGAGGGCGGAGCGCGGCGGAGCGGACACUGCGGAUAAACAAACGCACGCAGCGGUCACGGAGUGUGCGGAGUGUGCGGGGCUCCGGGACUUCGAGACUUGUGACAGCUCCGGGACUCUGGCACCGGGAAACAAACAACAGCGGAACACCGGAGUGUCUCACCUCUACACCUGUCCCUGUGUCCUCGGAUGAAGCUUAUGUGACAGCGCGGACACAGCGGACUCGGAGCGGGAUGACGGAGCUGCGGAAGCGAGGCGCGGGCGAAGCGGUCCCGGACAGCACCGACAACCUCAGCGACAAGGAGGCGGAGGGCGUGGACACAGAGGCGGAGUGUGAGGGGGACAAAGCGGACACUCCAGACGUCCCCCCGUCCAGCGCAGACACAGACAACACUCCUGAAUGUUUCAACAAGGCUCUGGAAGGCCUGCCCCCCAGAUGGAAGAAUUACUGGAUCCGAGGAGUGCUGUCCAUAGCCAUGAUUGGGGGCUUCUUCCUCAUCAUCUACCUGGGCCCCAUCACUCUGAUUCUGGUGGUCAUGACUGUCCAGAUCAAAUGCUUCCAAGAGAUCAUCACGAUUGGAUACAGAGUGUACCGCUCAUACGACCUGCCCUGGUUUCGCACGCUCAGCUGGUACUUCCUUAUCUGUGUGAACUAUUUCUUCUACGGGGAGACUCUGGCUGACUACUUUGGGGCCCUGGUGCAGAGGGAGGAGCCUCUGACGUUCCUGUCGCGAUACCACCGCUUCAUAUCCUUCGCCCUGUACCUGGCAGGGUUCUGCAUGUUUGUGCUGAGUUUAGUGAAGACACAUUACCGCCUGCAGUUUUACAUGUUUGCUUGGACCCAUGUGACCCUGCUACUGGUAGUCACCCAGUCCCACCUGGUCAUCCAGAACCUGUUUGAGGGCAUGAUCUGGUUCAUCGUGCCCAUCUCCAUCGUGAUCUGCAAUGACAUCAUGGCUUACCUCUUCGGCUUCUUCUUCGGCAGGACUCCCCUCAUCAAGCUGUCCCCUAAGAAGACCUGGGAGGGCUUCAUCGGAGGAUUCUUCUCCACCGUCGUGUUCGGCUUCCUGCUGGCGUACCUGCUGUCUCAGUUCCAGUACUUUGUGUGUCCUGUGGGCUACAACAGUGAGAGCAACAGCUUCACUGUCGAGUGUGAGCCAUCCUCCAUCUUUGAGCUGCAGGAGUACACCCUGCCCACAGCACUGCAGAACACCCUGGGCUGGGACACGGUGCAGCUGUACCCCUUCCAGAUUCACAGUGUCUUCCUGUCGUCCUUUGCGUCUCUCAUCGGACCCUUUGGUGGAUUCUUUGCCAGUGGCUUCAAGAGAGCCUUCAAAAUCAAAGACUUUGCCAACACCAUCCCGGGACACGGGGGCAUCAUGGAUCGCUUCGACUGCCAGUACCUCAUGGCCACCUUUGUGCACGUCUACAUCGCCAGCUUCAUCCGGGGGCCCAACCCGAGCAAGGUGCUCCAACAGCUGCUCCUGCUCCAGCCAGAGCAGCAGCUCACAAUCUUCCACAACCUGCACUCCCAUCUGAGGGAGCGGGGCCUGCUGCCAGCACAGGCCUAGGCCUACCUCCACACGUCUCCUCUGGGGCAGCAUGAAGACAGGGCUGUGAAGCGCCCCCUAGCACAGAACUCUGCACACAUCACCUCCAUCCUGGCGCUAUAGCUCCACCCCAUGGCAGCCGCUCUGUGUCCAUCUGUAGGAAACUCAAUACACAGCAUGUGAACUCUGUAUAUAAGAUCAUCAUCUUAACUAAGUGAAUCUGUAGCUAGUCUCUGACAGCUGCUAAACCUGUUCAUGUACUGUUAUGCAAACUGCACAGGGAUGUAGGCGUAGCUGUAGCAUGACUUCUAGGAGCUGAUAGACUCAGACUCUAGGAUGUGUGAGGGCUGCCUGUGCUUACAAUAAGGGACUUUAUACUUGCCAGUUAUUUUGCUCCAGUAGUUGAUACCUCUCUCAUGUGGUCUGCAUGAGACUAGCAUGAGGCUAACCAUAGAUAAUAGCAGCCUGUUUUUAGAAAUCAGUGAAAACAGUGGUGCCCCUGUAGUUAGCGCCCUCUACAGGUAGAAAAACAGGAGCAUGUGGUACCCUCUGCUGCGCUCUAGUGCUCAGCCCCUGCUGCUGCCUUCUGUAUUUUAAGCAUUACAUUUUUGAAUGUAGAUUUAAUUUAAUUAUUAUUUCCUGAACUGAAUGACAUAGUUUACCUAUUUCCUGUCCACUGUUUGCAACAAUUGCUUGGGCACUGAUAAUUUAAGAGUUGAAAUAUAUUUAUCACAUGCAAAGAUCCAGAGAGUGGAUGAGCCUGAACCAAAGCACUGACUGUUCUCCUGGGAGACGCUUGUCCCCUGGGACAGCACAUGCAUGUCCUCUGGCCUCUGGACCCAGUCUUUCUAUUUAUUCUUUACUGUUUUACAGCGCCCCCUGGCUUUACUUUUCUGUAUGUUGUGUGUACUAGGCUCAUGUUUGGAGUGUGUGAGGACAGCACAUAUGCAGUAGUCUUAGUGCACAUAUUUAAUGCUUGAAGGCUCCUGACCUCACUGUAGUCCUGUGGGAUCACUGGGAACAGACUGUUUAAGGGUUUUAGACUUUCAUUUUUGCAAUGAAGAAAUAAGAAGUGUAUUUAAUGGAAUGUAAGCACACAGAGGCUUGUGUGUCUGUGGGAAUAAAGUGGAUUUCUGUA
Messenger RNA from Boleophthalmus pectinirostris (great blue-spotted mudskipper), 2713 nucleotides. It is a transcript of the gene cds1, whose product is annotated as CDP-diacylglycerol synthase (phosphatidate cytidylyltransferase) 1. NCBI's taxonomy places the organism in Eukaryota, Metazoa, Chordata, Actinopteri, Gobiiformes, Gobiidae. Gene Ontology annotation, molecular function: phosphatidate cytidylyltransferase activity. Gene Ontology annotation, cellular component: endoplasmic reticulum membrane. Bases 16 to 1596 code for a protein of 526 amino acids. The record is from RefSeq and is a predicted model, not a curated record. The transcript has 13 exons.